GGGGCAUUGUGGGCAGAGGGGCGGGGGUUGGGAAGAUGGCGGCUCCCAGCCUCCUCCACUGGAGGCGGGUUUCCUCCUCCACUGGGCCGGUGCCCCGCGCCCGGCACGGACACCGCGCCGUGGCCAUCCGGGAGCUGAUGAUCAUCUUCGGGGGCGGCAACGAGGGGAUCGCCGACGAGCUGCACGUCUACAACACCGUUACAAAUCAGUGGUUCCUACCAGCCGUUAGAGGAGACAUCCCUCCAGGCUGUGCUGCCCAUGGAUUUGUCUGCGAUGGUACCAGAAUAUUGGUAUUUGGGGGAAUGGUUGAAUAUGGAAGAUACAGCAAUGAAUUAUAUGAGUUGCAGGCGAGUCGGUGGUUAUGGAAGAAGGUGAAGCCCCACCCCCCGCCUUCUGGUUUAGCUCCCUGCCCUCGACUGGGACAUAGUUUCUCUUUGUAUGGCAACAAAUGCUAUUUGUUCGGUGGUCUGGCAAAUGAAAGUGAAGAUUCAAACAAUAACGUUCCAAGAUAUUUAAAUGAUUUCUAUGAGUUGGAGCUACAGCAUGGUUCUGGUGUUGUGGGUUGGAGCAUCCCAGUCACUAAGGGGCUUGUGCCUUCUCCAAGAGAAUCCCACACUGCUGUUAUAUACUGCAGAAAAGACUCCAGAAGCCCUAGGAUGUACGUUUUUGGCGGAAUGUGCGGUGCUCGCCUGGAUGACCUAUGGCAGCUUGACCUCGAAACUAUGUCAUGGUCAAAACCAGAAACUAAGGGGAUAGUGCCACUUCCACGAAGUCUUCACACAGCCAGUGUUAUAGGAAACAAGAUGUACGUUUUUGGUGGAUGGGUUCCACACAAAGGUGAAAAUACUGAGACUUCGCCUCAUGAUUGUGAAUGGAGGUGUACCAGUUCAUUUUCUUACCUAAAUCUAGAUACAGCAGAAUGGACCACUCUAGUAUCAGAUUCUCAGGAAGAUAAAAAAAAUUCAAGACCAAGACCUAGAGCUGGACACUGCGCUGUUGCGAUUGGUACUCGGUUGUAUUUUUGGAGCGGAAGAGAUGGCUACAAAAAAGCGCUGAAUAGUCAAGUUUGCUGCAAGGAUCUCUGGUAUCUUGAUACUGAGAAACCGCCAGCACCAUCGCAAGUGCAGCUGAUCAAAGCCACCACCAGCUCUUUCCAUGUGAAGUGGGACGAAGUGCCUACGGUCGAGGGCUACCUGCUGCAGCUGAAUACGGACUUGCCGUACCAGGCUGCCUGGGCAGAUUCCUCAGCAGCACCAAACAUGCCAGGAGGGAGGGCGGAGCCUCACAGACCGAGCGGCAACAGCGUCCUUCCCAACAGUAUCAGUGAUACAGUAAACAGUGCAAAAACUGAACAUACAGCCAUGAAAGGAAUUUCAGUGAAAAACAAACCAGAAUUCAAAGCAACAGAUUUGAAUCCCAUUUUACAUUCACCUUUGGCAUCUAAUGCUUCUAAUCAUAAUAGUUGUGUGGCGGAUAUGCUAAGGAAAAAUGAAGGUCCUCACACUUCAGCAAAUGUAGGUGUGCUAAGUAGUUGCCUGGACUUAAGAACGGUAAUCCCAGAAACUUGCGCAUCCAGUAUCGUUUCCAGUGCACAAUCAUUGGUGACCCAGCAGACCAUAAAAACCGAGUCAUCCAGUACAAACGGGGCGGUUGUUAAAGAUGAGACUUCACUCCCAGCACUCAGUGCCAAAGCCGAAGUUGAUGAAACAUGUGCUCUACCUGCCACUAAGAUGAGCCGUGUGGAGAUCCACGCCACAGCCGUGCCGUUCUCUGUUUGGAGAAUCUCAAGUAUUUCAAAUGCAAAGAAAGAGACUCCUUCAAAUCCAGGGGCCACAGUGAAAGCAGGAGAACGACAGUGGUGUGACGUGGGGAUUUUUAAAAACAAUACUGCACUGGUGAGCCAGUUUUACUUGCUGCCGAAAGGGAAGCAGAGCACCUCAAAGGUGGAAAAUGCAGAUGUUCCUGACUACAGUUUACUUAAGAAACAAGAUCUUGUUCCAGGCACGGGCUAUCGAUUCAGGGUGGCUGCAAUCAAUGGUUGUGGAAUAGGCCCCUUCAGCAAAGUCAGUGAGUUUAAAACGUGCAUUCCCGGUUUUCCUGGAGCCCCUUCUGCAGUCCGAAUUUCAAAGAACGUGGAAGGCAUCCACCUUUCCUGGGAACCGCCAACCUCCCCUUCCGGAAACAUCCUGGAGUACUCAGCCUACCUGGCCAUCCGCACGGCCCAGAUACAGGACAACCCGAGUCAGCUCGUGUUCAUGCGGGUUUACUGCGGCCUCAAGACCUCGUGCAUAGUGACUGCCGGGCAGCUCGCGAACGCGCACAUCGACUUCUCGUCCAGGCCCGCCAUUGUGUUCCGCAUCUCGGCCAAGAACGAGAAGGGGUAUGGACCCGCCACGCAGGUGCGAUGGCUUCAAGGUAACAAUAAGAAGGCGCCUGUAAGUUGAAUUAUCUUACCGAAGCUGUUGUGAUGGCACUUAUUUAUUAGCAACUGGCGAUGAAGAUCCGCCGUUUGGAAAAAUACUCUCCGACUGUAUUUCCAGCAGUUAUGAAUUUGAAUUUGUAAGCUGUCCUUAAAAUGUAUUUGCUCCCUUAUAGAUCCAAAUAAAGAUAGAAAAGAACCCAAGACUGAAAAUUAGUACAUGGAUUCUUCCUCAUAUGUAUAGCUCUUUUAUAGAGAAAAACGUGAAACUGUGCUAAAGCUAGGAGGGCUUAUCACCUGGUCCUUUUGUAAAGCUCUGUAACUCCGCCUGCCUAGGGUUGCUGAGAUGGUUCGGGGCGGCUGUGCCCUUCCCUGUCUUGAGAAGGAAGUGUCCUCCGCACUGUGGCCCACGUCCUGGCCCUCGCUCUGGCUGUCUCCGUGCAUGCUGCCUCUCACAGCUCCUAUACUUGGAUAACACCUGGGAGACUGAUUCUGGUGGACAUUUCACUCCUUUCUUCAUUUACAUUUAGCACAAAGAUCAAGAACUUGACCAAGACAAAGGCAAGCUUAGAGACUCUGCUGUUGAAUUUUUAUUCUUUUUCAAGAAUAUUGGUAAGAUACAAAAAGAAUAAUGAGUAUUUUUGAUUCAUACCAAGCCAGUCUACUUGAGUCUAUUUUUGGCUAAAGCACAAAAUUUACCUGGCCCUUAAUCUCCUCCUUAACAGGUGAGGGCUAGAAGAGUUUACCUUUACUGUCUUUUUCAACCCUAGAAUUUUGUAUAUUCACCCGAAGCAGACUAUAUCCCUGAAUAUGUUCACGUCCUCAAUGACUCUAACUUCUUUUGCUGAAAUUAAAACCUUCACAAUUUAAAAAUUCAAAAUUAAAGUAUGUGUCCUCUUAUUGCAGAAAGAAAGAAGCACCUUAAUAAGACUUAAGUUUGGAAUAGUGUUUUAAACAUUUGUAAGAUUUUGUAAAUGCUCUAGAUGUUUUAUUUUUGCAUUAUUUUUACCUCAAAAUUGUAUAAACUUUUUUAUAAAAGAAUUAUAAGCAUUAGACAGCUAACUCAGGUUACUCCCAACCUUAAAAUGCAGAUAGGAGUUAUAAACACUCUGCUACAGGUAACCUGUUUUAAACUUUUAGGCACUGCCAGGUUCCACUGCCUAUUCAAAUGUGGAAUAACCAUGUAGAGAGCAAUAACUGCAGAGGAGAUUGAGACCCAGUCUCAGUCUGCAGUCACUGCUAGGGCCCAGGUCUGUCCGUUCAUACCACGUAACCGUACGCCAGGUUGGGUUGACUGGGUAGCUGUGUCACCAAACUUUUAUGUAUAAUAUCCCCAGCAAAGGUGGAAUUCAUUGUGCAGAAUUGAUAUGUAUGCAUGCUCCAGUGACUAAUUUAAAGUGUAUAGAAUAUUUUAAUAUAUAAUUUUUGUAAAGAACUGGGAUUUUUAUAUUACAGUAUUUGUAAUUGUGUCUCACUAAUUUUCUCUUGAAGAAAAUAUGCAAACUGUUAGACACAUAAGGAGUGGUUUCCAAACCCUAAAGAUAAAAUAAAUGCACUGUUGUGGUGGUGUUAGAAAACCGUUCUUCGUGGCUAUAUGAAUCUUUGGUCUUUACAUGUCUGCGUCACCAACGGUGUUCACAAGAAGUUUCUCUGGUCUCUUAGCCCCGCGCCUUCCGUCACUCUGCAUUUGCUUAAUUUAUAUGCUUGCUUUUUGCACUCGUAGGAUUUUAACUUACCUCAUUGUUAUGUUUGUAAUCAUUUGUAUAGCUGCCGUAAUGUAUCUGAUACAGGCUAAACAAAUGCUUAGCCAAAGUUAAAAUUAAAAUAAAUGGUAAGCAGUUUUGUA
Molecule: messenger RNA, 4265 nt
Organism: Heterocephalus glaber (naked mole-rat)
Lineage: Eukaryota; Metazoa; Chordata; Mammalia; Rodentia; Bathyergidae
Gene: Hcfc2
Product: host cell factor C2
Biological process (GO): chromatin remodeling; regulation of DNA-templated transcription
Cellular component (GO): histone methyltransferase complex
Molecular function (GO): protein binding; transcription coactivator activity
Source: RefSeq, a predicted model, not a curated record